CUGCACAGGCGCACGGAGAUGACUCGAACACUUCGUGCACGUCUCAUCAGUUCCUGUGCGCGCGGCUAAUGGCUGUUGUGGCUGCUGCUCCACGCCGCGUUUUAUUCCCAGGACGCGCGGAUACACGCGUAAAAUCCUGCGCUCGGAAAGGCUGCAUCAUAGUAAAGACGUCACCCCCCGAGCUCGGGUUGGUCCGAGCCGAGGAAGUGCGCAGCUCCACCACAAGCCUCCAGCAGCACCAUGCCCGUGGAGAACGUGGGGAUUUCUCUGACACAUCCUCGCGUGGACACGAUCUGUGCGUCAGAGCCGCAGCAGAACCAGCCCUUAAAUUGUUCCGCGUCCAAAUAAUAUUCAUAUUAAUAAACAGAGAAGGGAGGACUCGAUCGCACCGCGGGCUCAUUCUGUCGCAGCAAACGGGACGUGGACUUCAAGUAAGAUGGAAGAAGCAGCGCCCCCGGCCCCUGGCUCUGGCGUGCCCCCAUCAACUCCAAGACCUCCCACCCUCACGCCGUCCCGCAGCCUUCUAGAAUGGAGAAGGAGGGUAAAGUCUGAGUACAUGCGCCUUCGCCAGUUAAAGCGCCUUAAAAAAGUCGAUGAGGUCAAGACCCUGUUCAUGUCCAACAGGCAAAAGAUUGAGCAGCAGACAAAUGUCCUGAACACAGAGUGGUCCAAGCUGAGGAUUCAGUCCAUCUCUGGUUCAACUGGAGCUCAGGCCAAUAAAAAGAUGUGUUCCGUGGAGUUUGGUUUCCCAGGAUUCAAACCUCAAGCCGUUGCCAUGAAACCGCUGUCAACGGUGGCAGGGAUCCCCUUCAUGUACUCGUGGUCACCUCUGCAGCACAACUUCAUGGUGGAGGAUGAGACGUUCCUCCACAACAUUCCUUACAUGGGUGACGAGGUGCUUGAGCAGGAUGAGGCCUUCCUGGAGGAGCUCAUAGACAACUAUGAUGGUGUCCAUGGUGAUAGAGAGGGGGGCUUCAUCAGCGACGAGAUCUUUAAGGAGCUAGUGGAAGCCUUGAGCCAGUACUCUGACCAUGAGGAUGAGGAUGAAGAGGAGGAGGCAGCAGUGGAGGUUACAGGGAAGAAAGAGGAAGAGAGGAUGAUGAGGAGGAGUUCAGCGGAGGGUUCAGAAGAGAGCAGAGCUGGAACAUUAACCAGGAGGAAAAAGAGGAGCACUGUUGAGGUGAGGGAUUUGUCCGGAAACAAAAGGAUUCCCAGCAACAAGAUUUUCACAGCCAUCGCCUCAAUGUUUCCCUACAAAGGCUCAACAGAGGAGCUGAAGGAAAAGUACAAGGAUCUCUUGGAGCCUCCAGGCCCGGUGAAGCUGCCCCCCCUCUGCACCCCCAACCUAGACGGACCUUUUGCAAAGUCUGUUCAGAGGGAGCAGUCGCUACACUCGUUCCACACCCUCUUCUGCAGACGUUGCUUCAAAUACGACUGUUUCCUCCAUCCUUUUCAUGCUACACCAAAUGUUUACAAGAGGAAGAGUAAGGAGAUCCGCAUGGAGACGGAACCAUGUGGUGAAGACUGUUUCCUGUUACAGCAAGGAGCGAAAGAGUUCUUGGAUCAGAAUGCGUUGCGGUCGCAGAGGUCUCGGAGGCGACGGAGGCAGCAGCGUCCCACCAGUUCUGGAUGUCCUGGACCCACUGGGUCUGCUGAGGACAGCAAGGAGGGUGACAGUGACCGUGAAACCACCUCCUCCUCAGAGGGGAAUUCCCGCAGCCAGACUCCCACCAAGCUACGUCCAGGGGAGGAUGACGGGGAGCAGCAGGCAUGCUGUGUGGUCCAGUGGAGUGGCGCAGAGGAGUCCCUGUUCAGGGUUCUGCACGGCACGUACUUCAACAACUUCUGCUCCAUCGCUCGUCUCAUCGGCACCAAGAACUGCAAACAGGUGUAUGAGUUUGCCGUCAAAGAGGCUCUGAUUCAUCGUGUUCCUCUGGAAGAUGGCGGCAUCUCGCCCCAAAAGAAGAAAAGGAAGCACAGAUUAUGGGCAAAAAUUCAGCUAAAGAAAGAUAACUCGUCCAAUCAGGUGUACAACUAUCAGCCAUGUGACCACCCGGACCACCCCUGCGACAGCUCCUGUCCUUGUGUGAUGACCCAGAAUUUUUGUGAGAAGUUCUGCCAGUGUGAGCCCGAAUGCCAGAACCGCUUCCCGGGCUGCCGAUGUAAGACCCAGUGCAACACCAAACAGUGUCCCUGCUACCUGGCUGUGAGGGAGUGCGACCCAGAUCUGUGCAUGACCUGCGGAGCUGCAGAACACUGGGAAAGCAAAGUGGUGUCCUGUAAGAACUGCGGCAUUCAGAGGGGCCUCAAAAAGCACUUAUUACUGGCUCCGUCAGAUGUUGCUGGGUGGGGAACGUUCAUCAAAGAGCCUGUUCAAAAGAAUGAAUUCAUCUCGGAGUACUGCGGAGAGCUGAUCUCCCAAGACGAGGCGGACCGACGUGGAAGGAUCUACGACAAAUACAUGUCUAGUUUUCUUUUCAACUUGAACAACGACUUUGUAGUAGAUGCCACUCGAAAGGGGAACAAAAUUCGCUUUGCAAAUCACUCCGUUAAUCCCAACUGUUAUGCUAAAGUUGUGAUGGUCAACGGAGAUCACCGUAUUGGAAUCUUUGCCAAACGAGCGAUCCUGCAAGGAGAAGAGCUCUUCUUUGACUACAGAUACAGCCAAGCCGACGCCCUCAAGUAUGUGGGGAUAGAGAGGGAGGUGGACUUGGCUUAGCUUUGCUGCUGUACUUAUAGACUGGCUUUGUUUCCACCUCUGUACGUUGUGCGAGCUUUGACAGCAGACAUAAUGUUGAUCAGUGAACUGCAUGAGCUGCCUGUUGGCAAACCAGUUAAACACGUUAAACGCUGCAUAAGCUUCAGUCGGAUGUGCAAUUAUUCAAUAUUCUAGUUGAUGUUACGCUCUGACUGGUCCUCGGAAAAAAUAUAUAUGUUCAGGUUUAACAGCCUGGUUUGUUUCUCUCUGAUUCGUUGCAGCGCCGCCUUAUCAAUGUGCAAAGUAACUCUGUGCAUUUACAUCAAUUAUUUAAAAAAAUAAGGCAACUAGUUGAGAACCGACUGACUGAAUGUAACUCGUAGAUGACAAAGAAGACAUCCCAUCCAUCAUUUCUUUUAUAUCUCGUUAUUGGUACGAAGAGCGAUGUGUAUGCAUUCAACUUUUAGCAUCGUGUGAACAGUCACAUCUGUAGACAAAUAGCAAAUAAACUAGCCACAGAUUAAGUGUCUUCCUUUAAAAUAAAAUAAAAAAAGUGCCAAACGAUUCCUCAUUAAAAUGCUACAUAUUUUGCAUGUUAGAUUUUGUUUGGUUACCGGAGCUUCGUUUAAUGUGUCUCUUUUCACAAUUAUAAUGAAAGUAAAAGCAAAAUUGUCAGUGCGUGACGAUGAAGUCGCCGUCAUGUGUAACAUGUCAUUCCUCAUGUGUAUCAUUUCAAAUCCACAUUAUUGUACGCUUGCUCAUUUAUCAAAGCCAACUACUUUCAGACGAGAUCUUUCUUGUGGAGCUGAAUAAAAUACGAGUUUAAUGCUGUGUACAGUGUAUUCCCAUAAAAAUAAAGGUCUAACUUUAUACAAUAUAAA
Molecule: messenger RNA, 3579 nt
Organism: Nematolebias whitei (Rio pearlfish)
Lineage: Eukaryota; Metazoa; Chordata; Actinopteri; Cyprinodontiformes; Rivulidae
Gene: ezh1
Product: enhancer of zeste 1 polycomb repressive complex 2 subunit
Exons: 20
Coding region: 437-2719 (760 amino acids)
Biological process (GO): chromatin remodeling
Molecular function (GO): protein binding; histone H3K27 methyltransferase activity
Source: RefSeq, a predicted model, not a curated record